ACGUAUUAAAUACUAUGUAUAAGUAUCCUGCAUAUUAUGUAGAUAAUAAAUUUUUUUUAUAGUUAAAAGAUGAGAAGAGCUUUUCAAAAUAUUUACACCAAAAGGUUUAACUAUUUAAAAGUAAAUCACAUAUAGAGGAUAGUCAUGGUUAAGAAACAACGUGCUCCAAGGGCAACUAAAUUGUCCAGGAAAGACAACCGUGAAAAGGAAGAAGAAGUAUCAAGAAAGUUACAAGAAAGAAUCGAUGCUUAUGAUCCAGUAGCAGAUGAAAAACUGAUUUCACAGUUUAGUGAUUUACCUAUCACAGAAGGUACUUUAAAAGGGUUGAAAGAAGCCAGUUUUGUAUCGUUGACUGAUGUUCAAAAGAAAACUAUACCGAUUGCAUUAAAGGGAGAAGAUCUUUUGGGUACUGCCAAAACUGGAUCUGGUAAAACACUUGCAUUUCUUAUUCCAACUAUAGAGAUCUUAGUGAAGAAUAAGAUCACUGAAUUCGAUGGAUUAGCAGCAUUAAUAGUAUCACCUACAAGAGAAUUGGCCGUUCAAAUAUUCGAAGUUUUAACCAAGAUAGGGAAAUAUAACUCAUUUUCUGCUGGUCUUGUGACUGGUGGUAAAGAUCUUAAAUAUGAAAAGGAAAGAGUUUCUAAAAUGAAUGUAUUAGUAGGUACUCCGGGAAGAAUUUCUCAACAUUUAAAUGAAACAGUAGGAAUGGAAACUUCUAAUUUACAAGUUCUUGUUUUAGAUGAAGCGGAUAGAUGUUUAGAUAUGGGAUUCAAAAAACAAAUUGACAAUAUCAUUGGUCAUUUACCUCCAACCAGACAAACUUUAUUAUUUUCAGCCACUCAAUCUGAUAGUGUGAAGGAUUUAGCAAGAUUAUCAUUAACCAAUCCUAAGAGAGUAGGUGUUUCAUCAGAUCAAGAAGUUGCAACUCCAGAUUCUUUAGAACAAUUUUACAUAAGGAUACCCUUAGAUGAGAAACUCGAUGUUUUAUGGUCAUUUAUAAAAUCACAUUUAAAGAGUAAAAUAUUAGUAUUCUUUUCAUCUUCAAAACAAGUCCAAUAUGCAUAUGAAUCAUUCCGUACUUUACAACCAGGUAUAUCACUUUUAAAAUUAUAUGGAAGACAUAAACAAACCUCAAGAUUAGAGACAACAGUUAAAUUCUCAAAUGCUCAAUAUGCAUGUCUUUUUGCAACUGAUAUUGUCGCUAGAGGUAUAGAUUUCCCAGCUAUUGACUGGGUGGUUCAAGUUGAUUGUCCAGAAGAUGCAGCCACUUAUGUUCAUAGAGUUGGUCGUGCUGCUCGUUUUGGUCGUCAAGGUAAAUCAUUACUUAUGUUAUUACCCACUGAAGAAGAAGGUAUGUUAAAGAGAUUAAACAAUAACAAAAUAGAACCUAAAUUGAUGAAUAUCAAACAAAAGAAUAAGAAGAGUAUAAGACCUCAGUUACAAUCAUUAUGUUUCAAAGAUCCAUUAAUGAAAAACUUGGGUCAAAGAGCAUUUAUAUCAUAUUAUAGAGCAGUAUAUGUUCAAAAAGAUAAAGAUAUCUUCAAGGUUGAAGAAUUACCUUCGGAAAAAUAUGCUGCCUCCUUAGGUUUACCAGGUGCUCCAAAGAUUAAGAUUAAAGGUGGUAACGCUGGUAAAGAAAAGAAGAAUGCUUCAAGAAAAUUAAUGGAAUUAGAAAAAGCUAAUGAUGAUGGUGAGAUUCAAAAUGGCGAUGACAGUAAAGUCAGAACUAAAUAUGACAGAAUGUUUGAAAGACAAAAUCAAACUGUUUUAUCAGAACACUACUUAAAUAUGACUGGUAAUAAUGGAAAAGAAAGUGACGAAGAAGAUGAUUUUAUGACUGUUAAAAGAAAAGAUCAUCAAAUAAUAGAGGAAGAAUUACCUGAUUUGUCUGCUCCAGUCAGUAAAAGAUCAGCCAAAAAAGCACUUUCUAAAAAGGCAUCUAGUGCAUCCAAGGGUAAUGCUACAAAAUUGAAAUUUGAUGACGAUGGAGUUGCUCAUGCGAUUUAUGAACUUGAAGACGAAGAAGAUUUCAAGAAAGGAGGUGAUGCUAAAGAUCAAAAGGCUGCUUUUGUAUCGAGAGAAACUGAAGUUAUGAAUGAAGCAGAUUUAGAUGAUAAAGAAACUGCUAAACAAAAAAGACAAGAAAAGAAGAGAAAGAGAAAAGAAGUCGAAAAACAAGCCAGAGAAGGAUUUGAAGAAGAUAGUGAUGACUAUGAAGAUAAUGAUGUUGAUUUAGAACGUGAUAUGCAAUACUCUUCGGAAUCAUCCGAUGAUGAGCCAGAGGUUAAAAAGCCUAAAUGGUUUGAAACUAAUGACAAGAAGACAAAGAAAUCAAGAGAUGAAAUUAUAGAAAUCGAUGAACCAGAAACUUUAGAAGAUUUGGAAUCGUUGACAGCUAGAUUAUUGAAUGGUUAAUCAUUUAUUACAUACUUAUAUAGAAUCCUGUAUAAUAGAU
Scheffersomyces coipomensis is the source of this 2455-nucleotide messenger RNA. RefSeq names its product RNA-dependent ATPase (gene HCA4). The transcript has a single exon. Gene Ontology annotation, molecular function: nucleic acid binding; ATP binding; RNA helicase activity. The record is from RefSeq and is a predicted model, not a curated record. Gene Ontology annotation, biological process: rRNA processing. Gene Ontology annotation, cellular component: nucleus. The coding region runs from base 145 to 2415 and encodes 756 amino acids. Lineage: Eukaryota; Fungi; Ascomycota; Pichiomycetes; Serinales; Debaryomycetaceae.